Messenger RNA from Phragmites australis (common reed), 510 nucleotides. RefSeq lists its product as uncharacterized. Bases 1 to 510 code for a protein of 169 amino acids. The transcript has a single exon. The record is from RefSeq and is a predicted model, not a curated record. Lineage: Eukaryota; Viridiplantae; Streptophyta; Magnoliopsida; Poales; Poaceae.
AUGCCUGAUGGUCUGAAUGACAUAAAUGUUUUGCACCGCUCUAACAUUUUCGGCAGGCUAACGAACAAGACUGCACUGCCUGUGUCAUACACCAUUAAUAGUAACACUUAUGACAUGUGCUACUACCUAGGUGAUGAAAUUUACCCUGAAUGGGCGAUCAUAGUCAAGGCAAUUUCAGCACCAAGGGGGAACAAGAGCGUGCAUGUCUCCGUCCUACAAGCAUCAACAAGGAAAGAUGUUGAACUCGCAUUUGGUGUCCUGCAGGCUAGGUUCGCCAUAAUUUGCAGUCUAGAUAGAAUUUGGAAGCAAAACACACUUCACAACAUUAUGACCGCGUGUGUCAUAAUGCACAACAUGAUAAUUGAGAACGAGAGGGGCUCCGAUCAAGAGGAGGUGUAUGAUUAUAUGGGCGAGAAAGUAAGAUUGGGUCGCGAUCCAAACCAAGAUGUCCUCCGGUAUAGAAGUAACUCAAGCAAUAAGGAACUGAGUAUUGCACCACCAACUGUGUGA